Messenger RNA from Cyclocybe aegerita, 792 nucleotides. NCBI's taxonomy places the organism in Eukaryota, Fungi, Basidiomycota, Agaricomycetes, Agaricales, Hemipholiotaceae. The record is from the annotation of a GenBank genome assembly.
AUGGCGAAUGCUUGCCCUGGAGACACCCUCUCUUUGGGCAUCUGCUUUGAACAUCAACGCGCUGACACAACUUCCAGAGAAGGGAAAACAGGAGAUAUUCAGGCGCACGGGGACCGCCCCUUUGUCAUUCGCGGGAGAUAUUCGUUCAUGGUCGUACCAGCAAUUCCUUUUCCGCACGUCCUUCACGAAUACUGGCCUCGUAUUCAUCGUCUCGACAUCUUGAUUCGCCCUUCUCUCGUGGACACGUACGACGAGGGGUGGUGUGCGAUAUAUCAGCCGGCGCCAUACCUCGAAGAAUUUUCCAUCAUGUUCUCCACAUUCCAGGGCGAAGAACCCACCGACACAUCCGAUGAUGAAGACGAUGAAACAGAGCACGUAAUCCAUAGCCCUCCAGGUUUUUUUGGCGGAGAGGCCCCACUACUCCGAUCCUUUUCGUGCCCGUCGAUUCACGAUUUCGAUUUUUCAGCACGGUGGCUGGUGAGCCUACGCCAUCUCCAAUUUGGACAAGGGGGGGAGGACGGGAAAAUCGGAAUACCAUUGGCGACGUUCCUAGGAACGUUGGACAACAUGAAGAAUCUUGAAACACUUCAUCUUUCGACUGAAUACCUUGUCGUUCCGGAGGACCCCACCGUUACGCUUCCCACCGCACACCUACCCCGCCUUCUCGACAUUCGUUUGGAGCCAGCAAAGGACGAGACACUCUCCUCACAGGUGUUUCUCUCCUCGAGCAUCUUGUGCCAGCGGCGGGAUGCGGACUGCACGUCCGUCUCAAAGAACGAUCAGGUCGUCUGA